Molecule: messenger RNA, 2982 nt
Organism: Penicillium alfredii
Lineage: Eukaryota; Fungi; Ascomycota; Eurotiomycetes; Eurotiales; Aspergillaceae
Product: isoleucine--tRNA ligase ISM1
Exons: 2
Coding region: 1-2982 (993 amino acids)
Biological process (GO): isoleucyl-tRNA aminoacylation
Cellular component (GO): cytosol
Molecular function (GO): aminoacyl-tRNA deacylase activity; tRNA binding; isoleucine-tRNA ligase activity
Source: RefSeq, a predicted model, not a curated record
AUGCCAGAAUUGGCGAGGUCGCUCCCCCGGUCCUGGUCGUCGACACUCAAGCUCCCCAAAUCUACCUUUCCCCCGCGGGUGUCGCCGGCCGACCAGACGAAAUACCUGCAACGAUGCACCGACGAUCUCUACGCCUGGCAACGCCGCGAAAGGCCCGCGCAGCAACCAUUUGUCUUGCAUGAUGGUCCACCAUACGCGAACGGAGAAUUGCACAUCGGGCACGCGCUCAAUAAGAUCUUGAAGGAUAUCAUCAGCCGAAUCCAAUUGGGACAGGGCAGGCGAGUACGUUAUGUUCCCGGAUGGGAUUGCCAUGGCUUGCCCAUCGAGCUCAAGGCACUUCAAAAUCUCCGAGAGAUAGGUGUCAACGAUGGUCCAGUCAGUGCAGCUGUGAUCCGCAAGUCUGCACGGCAGCUGGCGGCGCAGACGGUGACGGAGCAGAUGAAGGGAUUUCGGGGCUUCGCAGUCAUGGCAGAUUGGGAAAAUCACUGGAAGACAAUGGACAAGGAUUUUGAGAUGAGGCAACUGGGAAUUUUUCGGGAAAUGGUUGAUCGGGGUCUCAUCUACCGCAAGUUUAAGCCAGUCUACUGGUCGCCGUCGACCAGCACGGCACUUGCUGAGGCCGAACUGGAAUACAAGGACGAUCAUAUCUCCACGGCGGCUUUGGUCAUGUUUCCUCUCGUGGAUAUUCCAGCGCAUUUGACCAAAGACCCUCUUCUUAAGGUGAAGGAUGUGAGCGUCGUGAUCUGGACCACAACCCCAUGGACGCUGCCUGCCAAUGCUGCGAUCGCCGUUAACGAGUCUUUGGAGUACACCAUUGUCCAGUCAGAGAAACAUGGUCAUCUUCUUGUGGCUCAGUCUCGCUUCGAGUACCUGCAGAGCAUGUUGAAAGAAGAGUUGUCUAUCAUCAUCCCAUCCAUUCUGGGAUCUGAGCUGGCAGAGAAAAUCACAUACCGGCCUUUAUUCAAGGGACCGGAAGCCCCAGCACAGCCUAUCAUCGCCGCAGAAUUUGUUACGGCUGACUCCGGAUCUGGCCUGGUCCAUUGUGCACCUGGUCAUGGCAUGGAUGACUACGAGGCUUGCCGUGCUCGUGGGAUUCCCGUGUUUGCCCCCGUCAACGACGAGGGCAGGUUCACAGAGAAGGCAAUGCCGCACGACCCCACGAGACUUACUGGGAAGCCGGUACUGGGCGAAGGCAACGAUGCUGUUUUGGAAUACGCGCAAUCCCGUGGCCAAUUACUCGCUCAGCAUCGAUACGAACACAAGUACCCCUACGACUGGCGAUCGAAACUUCCAAUAAUUAUCCGGGCAACGGAGCAGUGGUUUGCCGAUGUUGCCGACAUCCGCAACAAUGCGCUCCGAGCAUUGGAGGAUGUUCGAUUCGUUCCUGAAACCGGCAAGCAACGCCUGGAAAACUUCGUGAAGAAUAGAAGUGAAUGGUGCAUCUCCCGGCAACGCGCAUGGGGAGUCCCGAUACCUGCCCUCUACCACCGGACCACUGGUGACGCGGUUCUUACAAAGGAUAGUGUUUCACACAUCAUGGCGACUAUUGAGGACCGCGGGAUCGAUGCCUGGUGGACCGAUAGUGUGGACGACCCUGCAUGGGUUCCGCCGUCGCUGCGGGAUGAGCCCGGGACUGGGUACCGACGCGGGACUGAUACCAUGGACGUUUGGUUUGAUAGCGGAACCAGUUGGACGGAGAUCGAUGUUCCCGCGCACGAGCGAAGCCAUCCGGCAGAUGUGUACCUCGAGGGCACCGACCAACAUCGCGGCUGGUUCCAAUCGGGGCUCCUCACCUACAUUGCGCAUCAACUGGCCUCGAGCUCUACUGCGACGCCUCGUGCCCCCUUCAAGCAUCUCAUCACGCAUGGAUUUACCCUCGACGAGGAUGGCCGCAAAAUGAGCAAGUCGGUUGGCAAUGUUGUCCAUCCUCAGUCUAUCAUGGACGGAACACUUCUGCCUCCCCUCAAACCCCGGAAAGGCAAGGGGAAGAAGCAAGCCGAAAACCAAGGUCUGCUGUACGAUGCUCUCGGUCCCGAUGCCCUGCGCAUGUGGGCGGCGAGCAGCGACUACACCCGGGACGUGGUGAUUGGGAAGCAGGUACUCCAAACGCCUCCACAAAUUCCGAGUCACGUUCAAGCUGCUGCUGGGAGCGCUAGCCGAUUUCCCCCGGAUCGCUUGGUGCCACACGACCAGUUGCAGCAAGUGGAUCGCAUUGCUCUCAAGCAACUCUCGGAUAUGGUUUUGACGUCGCAGAAGGCAUACAGCAACUUUGAAUUCUAUCGGGCUGUGAACACUAUGAACCGGUGGGCUAAUCUCGAGUUUUCGGCCUUUUAUAUGGAAGCUAUUAAGGAUCGCCUCUACACACUGGGCGAGGAUAGCACAAGCCGACGGGCAGCACAGACAACGUUGUUCCACAUCUACCGCCAUCUUCAAGAGGUGCUUGCCCCCAUCACCCCACUGCUUGUGGAGGAGACGUGGGAACAUACCUCGGAUGUGAUCCGUGCACAGUGGGAGCACCCCUUGCGACGCGUCGUCUCUACACCCGCGUCGGAGUGGCAGGACCCGACGUUAGAGACCAGCUACCAAGACAUCAUGGCUGUCCAUUCAGUCAUCAAGAAUUUGCAGGAACAGGCGCGCGGCAAGAAACAGCUUGGGUCAUCCCUGCAAUCUUUUGUUUAUCUGGCCCUCCCUAGCGACACCGUUUUCCACCAGUACCUUUCCGAGCUGCCCGACCUGUUCGUUGUAUCCUCCAUCCACCUGGGCCAACUAGGUGAACCUGUCCCCACAGAUAUCAGUCAGGCUGAAUGGCAGUACGAGGAGGCGAUUGAGCUCCUGGAUGGGCGUCAAGGCAAGGUGUACGUGUACGCGCCCGCCGAUGGAAAAUGUCCGCGGUGCUGGCGGUAUGCGGUCUCGGAGCCGGCGGAGAAUGCGAUCUGCGAGCGGUGUGACACGGUGGUGAGCGAGCUGGAGGCAACUGCUUGA